Molecule: messenger RNA, 534 nt
Organism: Aegilops tauschii subsp. strangulata
Lineage: Eukaryota; Viridiplantae; Streptophyta; Magnoliopsida; Poales; Poaceae
Source: RefSeq, a predicted model, not a curated record
AUGGACCCGGCGAGGCCAGCAGGCGCACGGGCGGCCGGUGGAGGUCGCGGGGCAUGCGCGGCCAACGGCCAGCGGCGACGCCAGGAGAGGGGCGAGGCCAUGGCCGAGGUGGCCGGAGUAGGGGAGGCGGUGGCCCAACGCGAGGUGGCCGUGGACGCGGCGGAGCGAUGCAACGGUGGGGUUAGGGCGGCGAAGGAGGAGCCGGGCGCGCGGGUCGCGGACAUCACGGGGGGGGGGGCUGCGAGGCGGAGUGCGGCGGCAAGCAGCAGUGGAGGCGGGGCGCACAGCCGGAGCGGAGCGGUAGCCGCGGCAGGGCAGACAGCAGGCGCAGCCGGGCGCGGCCAGCUGGGCGAGCGCGGGCAGGCGGAUGCGGGCGAGGCGAGCCGCGACCGCGGCACGAAGCAGCAGGGGGGCGGCACGCGCAUGGGUGGGCGCGGUGGUGUGCGGCUACAGGGGGAAGGCAGCAGCAGCGGUAGUUGUUGCGGGCACCGCAUAGCGAUGGGCGGGGGCGUCAGGGGCGGCCGGCACGGGUGA